GGCCCAGCAGAUACCAGCAAACGUGUGCAAGGUCAGAACCAGUUCAACGCUGCCAUCACUCCCCGCCCCGUUUGCAGCCUACUGACACAUCCACCUCCCUGCAGGCAGAGCCCUGGAGAUCGUCCUGCUCCUGCCUGUACUUCUGCAGAGGAAUGGGUCUGAUCCGGAAGAUUUUCAUCCCUUUGCUGGGACUGGCGCUGGCCUAUUAUUUUUAUUCAGGCCCCAAGAACUUCGAUGAAGAGAUGCUCCGGGGGAAGCGGGUGAUCGUGACCGGAGCCAGCAGCGGCAUCGGGGAGCAGAUGGCGUAUCACCUCGCACGCAUGGAGACCCACCUCCUGCUCACAGCGCGCACGGAGGCCAAGCUGCAGAAAGUAGUGGAGCGGUGCCUGGAGCUGGGCGCCGCAUCCGCCCGCUACGUGGCCGGCUCUAUGGAGGACACCACAUUUCCCAACGUGGUGGUGAAGGAGGCUGAGAACAGCUGGGGUGGCCUCGAUAUGCUCAUCCUAAAUCACAUUGGUUUCAGCCACUUCAACUACUUCAAUGGGGAUGUUGGGCACAUCCGAAAGCUCCUGGAGACCAACUUCCUCAGCUAUGUGGCAAUGACCGUGUCUGCCCUUCCCAUGCUGAAGGAGAGUGAUGGCAGCAUCGUUGUCAUUUCAUCCAUGGCAGGCAGAAUUGGCACCCCAUUUAUUGCUCCCUAUUCUGCAACUAAGUUCGCCUUGGAAGGAUUUUUCAGCUCCCUGAGACAUGAAUUCAUCUUGGAAAAGGUCAAUGUCUCCAUCACGCUCUGUGUCCUGGGCUACAUCAACACAGAGAGCGCGGUGCGAGCGGUCUCACACGCCGUGCAGGACACGCCGGCGCCGAAGGAGGAAUGUGCGCUGGAGAUCAUCAAGAGCGGGGCGCUGCGCCAGCGGGAGCUGUACUACCCACCCCGGCUGCUGGGCAGCAUGCUUCUCCUCCACGCCAUAGCCCCCGACUUCCUCGACUCCCUCAUCAGGAGCAACUAUAAGCUGGAAAACGUCAGAAGAACAUAGCCCCCAGGGUGGGGAGCAUUGCCAGGACACCUUGGGCCAAACAUGAGGGGUUUGAGUGUUAAUCUGGCUAAUUGGGUGCCCUUUUCCAUGCCAUCAGGGCAGCCCCAUGCUGAUGCACCCCUGCAACCUAAGACAGCAUCAUCGAAUCCCAGCCUGGUUUGUGUUGAAGGGAGCUUAAAGCUCAUCCAGUUGCAACCCCCUGCCACGGACAGGGACACCUUCCACUAGAGCAGGUUGCUCCAAGCCCCUGUGUCCAACCUGGCCUUGAACACUGCCAGGGAUGGGGCAGCCACAGCUUCUCUGGGCACCCUGUGCCGGCGCCUCAGCACCCUCACAGGGAAGAACUCCCUAAGAUCUCAUCUAAAUCUACCUUCCUUCAGUAUAAAACCAUUCCUUCCCUUGUCCUGUCCCUACAGGCCCUUGUCCAAAGCCCCUCUCCAGGUUUCCUGUAGCCCCUUUAGGCACUGGAAGCUGCUCUAAGGCCUCCCUUAGGAACCUUCUCUUCUCCAGGCUGAACAACCCCAGUUCUCUCAGCCUGCUUUCCCAGGAAGUCAGUACCACACAGCAUGAAAACAUCCUUUUUAAUAGUGAACUCUUGGCUUUUUUCCAACCAAGAUGCUGCCAGCAUCCUGCUCACCAGCAGGUUUCCUGCUCAACCUUCCCACACCAAGAGCCACAAAGGCAGCGGUGCUGAGCCACGGCCAGAGCGAGAAGCACAAACCACCCCAAGCCAUGAGAGACUCUUUGAACUGUGCCUUCUUUUUGUCAUAUAUCCCUUCUAGGCUGGUCUUCGUUAAAAUAAAUCCUGUGUUACAAGA
This is a messenger RNA of Strigops habroptila (Kakapo), 1852 nucleotides long. RefSeq names its product corticosteroid 11-beta-dehydrogenase isozyme 1-like. The record is from RefSeq and is a predicted model, not a curated record. Gene Ontology annotation, cellular component: endoplasmic reticulum membrane; intracellular membrane-bounded organelle. The transcript has 6 exons. Gene Ontology annotation, molecular function: steroid binding; 11-beta-hydroxysteroid dehydrogenase (NADP+) activity. Gene Ontology annotation, biological process: steroid catabolic process. The coding region runs from base 153 to 1034 and encodes 293 amino acids. Lineage: Eukaryota; Metazoa; Chordata; Aves; Psittaciformes; Psittacidae.